UUUUAAAUAUAAUACUCGAUAAAAAUUUAUGUGAGAAGUUCAUGUAUCCAUGGUUAUGAAACAUGACAAAGAGCCAAGCUAAGCCGACCUUUGAAGGCGUGAACUAAGUCUGAAGCAAUUGUGGGUUUUGGUAAAGAGUAGAGGGCUCCUGGUUCGAUACUGACUGUGAUUAUGGAGGAAACUAGAAAAUAUAUUAUUAAAUUUAUUAUUUAAAAUAAAAAUUAGAGCCCUAUAUAAGCACCUCUCUUUUUUUUCUCCUUUCUAUCCUUCCUCUGGCCUCGGUCUCUGCUUCUGGGCCUUUCUCGAGUGUAAUUGCAGAUUCUCUGAAAAACAAACUCUCUUAAUAAAAAAAUCCGGGAAAAAUCAGAUACUUCCAUAUUCAGGAAAGAAAAUAUCUUCCGUUAUAUCGAUAAACCGACCUUUUAUACGAGUGGCCUUGUAGUUCUUCCUGCUUUAUUGGUAUUUUGCUACCACUUAGCUCUGUCUCAUUGCCAUUAAAAUAAACUGAACUCACUGUGAUUCGAGGGAGUUAGCAUACCUUUUAAGAUGGCCCAAGAUAAUUCUAAUGCUGAAUUACACCAGAAAAGGCAUGGCCUCUUGAAAGACCAAGUCAGAUUGGUUAAGAGAAAGGACUGUGAUCGCUAUGAGAUUGCUCCAAUUCAACAGGCUUAUACAUUUGAGAAAGGGUUCUUUUUGUUUAUCCGUGCAUGCCAAUUGUUAGCCCAAAACAAUGAUGGAAUAAUACUGGUAGGCUUAGCAGGUCCUUCAGGGGCUGGGAAGACUGUUUUCACAGAGAAGGUACAAAACUUCAUGCCCAAUGUUGCCGUCAUUUCAAUGGACAACUACAAUGAUUCUAGCCGAGUUGUUGACGGCAAUUUUGAUGAUCCACGCUUGACAGAUUAUGACACACUUCUCAAGAAUGUCCAUGAUUUAAAGGCAGGAAAAUCAGCUGAGGUUCCAAUCUAUGAUUUCAAGUCUAGCUCCCGCAUUGGAUACAGGACGGUUGAAGUGCCACCUUCUCGCAUAGUGAUUAUUGAGGGAAUCUAUGCCUUGAGCGAAAAGCUGCGACCUAUGCUCGACCUUCGAGUAUCGGUGACUGGGGGAGUUCAUUUUGACCUUGUAAAACGGGUUCUACGAGACAUCCAACGUGCUGGCCAAGCACCAGAGGAAAUUAUCCAGCAGAUAUCUGAAACGGUAUAUCCAAUGUACAAAGCUUUUAUUGAGCCAGAUCUCCAAACAGCACAUAUAAAAAUUAUAAACAAAUUCAACCCUUUCUCUGGAUUCCAGAGUCCUACUUAUGUAUUAAAGUCAGCAAAGAAGGUAGUGGUGGAUCAGAUCAAGGCUGUUCUCUCUGAAGAACAUACAGAGACAACAGAGCAGACCUAUGAUAUAUAUCUUCUACCACCUGGUGAAGAUCCUGAAUCCUGCCAGUCAUAUCUGAGAAUGAGGAAUAAAGAUGGAAAAUACAAUCUUAUGUUUGAGGAAUGGGUAACAGAUGCUCCAUUUGUUAUAUCACCAAGGAUCAGUUUUGAAGUGAGUGUGCGGCUUCUUGGUGGGCUAAUGGCCUUGGGAUACACAAUAGCAACCAUCCUUAAAAGAAGCAGCCAUGUAUUCUUUAAUGAUAGUGUGUGUGUGACAAUUGAUUGGCUAGAACAACUAAAUCGUCAAUAUGUUCAGGUUCAAGGAAAAGAUCGCUUGGUUGUGAGAUGUGUUGCAGAGCGGCUAGGUUUGGAAGGCUUUUAUGUUCCACGUACCUACAUAGAACAGAUUCAACUGGAAAAGCUUGUAGAUGAAGUUAUGGCUUUACCAGAUGAUUUGAAGACAAAGCUCAGCCUAGAUGAGGAUUUGGUUUCAAGCCCCAAAGAAGCACUUUUGCGAGCCUCUGCUGAUCGGGUUGCUAUGAGAAACAAGAAUCUCAAAAGUGGUAUGUCACAUUCAUAUUCAAGCCAAAGUGACAGGAACUUGUCCAAGCUUACUGGACUUGCUGCAAAUAACCAAAUGCAUACUGAGAGAAACACAGAGUCAAUGACAGUGCUAACAAAUCAGGGAAUCCUCACUCAACUUUCAGAACAGAUAUCCUCUCUAAAUGAUAGAAUGGAUGAGUUUGCAGCCCGUAUUGAAGAGCUAAACUCCAAAUUAAACAUCAAUAGAAGUUCUUCCAGCCAACAAAACUUGGGUCUCCAAGCUGAAGCAUGUAAUGGCUCUGCUUCCACGUCUUACUUCCUUUCUGGUUUAAGCAAUGGUUCCUUGACUGGAUCCAAAAUGUCUAAUUCCUCAUCUUCCUCUCAGUUGGCUAAGGAGUCACCAUUAAUGGAAGAGAUAUCUGGCGUUGCUCGGGGACAACGGCAAGUCAAGCACCAGUUAGAUACUUUAAGCAAUCUACUUCGCGAGAGCUUAGGACAGAGAUCUCAGCAAGUAAGAACGAAUAGGAGAAGCACAAUCGCUGAUUUUGAAAUCACAAAAAUUGCUCUUAUUUUGUCGAUUGGUGUUUUAGGAUUCAGCAUGUGCAGAAGGAUUUUCUAGUGCAAAAUGGUACCAUUAGAUUCACAUUUUUGUUCUGCCUUCGGAAAUUUUUUUUCUUCUCUUUAGGAGUCCCAGUAAGUGUGCCCUUAUACUCGGCUAAGACAAAAAGAAUUGAUCAUUGAGAAAAUUGUUUGGGAGGUGCCUUCAAGUUCCUGUCAUAUUGUGGGAAGGGUUUUUUUUUUUUUUUUUCCUCGUUGGGAUCCUUCUGAAUGCUUCUAUACAUUGUAGUUUUCGUAUUCAAAAUGGCUAAUUAAUAUCAGAAAUAAUAGAAAUAUAUUUAUCCUCUAA
Molecule: messenger RNA, 2811 nt
Organism: Hevea brasiliensis (rubber tree)
Lineage: Eukaryota; Viridiplantae; Streptophyta; Magnoliopsida; Malpighiales; Euphorbiaceae
Product: inorganic pyrophosphatase TTM2
Exons: 12
Coding region: 547-2523 (658 amino acids)
Cellular component (GO): cytoplasm
Molecular function (GO): ATP binding; kinase activity
Source: RefSeq, a predicted model, not a curated record